AGUACGCUUUUAGUCAUUAGACAACAGCGAUGUAGUAUGAAAAAUAAUAAGACCAUUGUAUGAAUAGUUGGAACAUAAGGAAAAAUACUCGCAGGCACUCACACACCGAUCUCAACAGGCAUUCAACGUUAUUCGCGCAGACCAGUUCUGAUAUUGAAAAGUUUAUACUAUUUGCUAAUUCCAUGCUUUGCAAUCAACCAAUAAAUCAACAAAUGUGAAAUAUCGCUAUGAAUAUCAAAGUUUAUAAAUAACUAUAUGCACCCAUUUUCAAACGAGUACCCGUUGCUCUUGCGUGGGAUCAUUAAAGUGUUUAAAUAUACAUACAUACAUAACAAUUAUUCUCUAUAAAAAUAAAUAUGUAUAUAUGUAUGUACAUAUGUAUGUUGAACUGACGAUUACUAUGAAAUCCCCCGCCUCUUCUGUAACAGAUUACAUCUGAUUGAUGAAUGUGUAUGAUGACCCGGUAUGUAUUACCAUACAUAAGCUUUUUCACGGAAGCAACUACAUUGGUUUUUGACGUGCUACCUACAUUAAGAUGAUGAAGCUGAUAGAACCAUAAAGAGAACACGCGGGGAAAUACUCAUGCGUACGUCCAAAAGGCGCUUAACAAUUUUAAUAUGGAAGAAAAAAUGAAACCAGAACAACAUCUUUUGACACUGCGACGCCCUGUAGCGGUGAUCAAAAAGAGAUCAGGCCCUUUGGAUGAUGCGAUUGACAAGAUUAGUGUACCAGGAAAGGACUUGUCUAUAUUAAAUGCAAGCAAUCCUUCGGAUGAACACUGCGGACCAACGAAUAUGGCCAGUAAGAAUUUGGGAAGAGCUUCCCCUGGAUCUAGAAGACGUCGUGGCAGCACUAAAGACAAAGAAAAAAAACGAGAGCGCUGGCUAUUAACUCGAAAAACAUGGAGAUAUAUGACAGAUGCUGGACGCAAGCUUCUACCGGAAGGAGCGCAGAGUGAAUCGGACAUUUCCUUAAUUGAGGCACAAUUUCAACGAGCCUGCGCCUCUGAGCCCCGCUUUAUUUUAUGGCGACGUAAGACAUCAUAUCCAGGAGCAAUAAACAAUUCUAAGAGGCGGCUUAAAGUAAUUUCUCGGCACACAAGUAGCAGUCGCUGUGGCGCGGACGCAACAGAUCAACAUAUUAAUGCCGAUCAGACUAUUGAGCUACUGCAGUCGUAUCUGAAAAUUCGCGAUGCGUACAAAACAACAACCUUACUGGGAACCAAAACGGUUAGACCCGAUCAGACAUCAUCGCCAAGUGCACAUCGGCCGAUUGGUAAUACAAAUGAUAAUAUAUUAAGAACCGAUUAUUGCGAAAAGUCACUUGAAAAAGAGCUCUUGUCUCGUUUAAAAUUAUUGUCAGAAACCCCCCUAUUGGAUCCUGUUGUGGGAGUAAAAUUACAAUUAGAUAAUCCACGACAAGAUAUUCUUGAAGAUAAAGUACUAUUGAGGCAAAUAUACAAUUCCCUAAAAAAACAGCAACUUCAUCGAAUGUUACAUUCCACAGAACCAUCAAAACAUAAUAUUGGUCGUGCCUCUUCACUUUCAAGUAUAUUGAAAUUAAAUAGCUACCAAAACAGCUAUAAAAAAUGCUUUUCCAGUGGAGUUAAUAAAAUAGUUGAUUACCAAAGGUUGGAUAAUAGGCUGCACCAGAGCCCGACAAGCUUCGACAAUUGUGAUAUCAGAACAAAUCUGGGUGUGGCCCCAGAUAAACAUAGUUUGGAACCCCGCAUCGCCCCGCUAGCAACUGAUCUGUGGUCCAAAAAGGGCAAAACAAAAAAUGAGGGGAUUGAAAGGAGCUUCAACACAUGCGGAACACAAACUACUUUUAUACAGCUUAGCGAACUAAAACGAAUGGCUAAGGAAUUUGAGAAGACUUUGCAGCAGAGCAAAGAUAGUUCUGAGCCAUCUUUUCUGGGUGAUGAGUUGUUAGAGAAACAUGGUACGCUUUCAGAUCGGAGAAAAAGCUCUAUUGACAACGAAGAUAUUUCACAAUCUGUAAGCAACACAAUCAAGCGGUACUUAAGGAUGGCAAGAAAAAAAACUGUAAAUGAUGCAGACGCAAGUCGAUUUAAAUCAAUUAACUACGAUAAAAAUUUAAGAAAUAUUAAGGCAAAGGGUGAAAUAAAUCCUCCAGGAAUGGAUGAAGGCUUAAGCAAAGCUGUUCAAACACUAGAAGCAUGGCCUCUUAUAGCGUUGGAGUAUAUUCGUGGAAACGAGUGUAUCAGAAUCUUGCAAAACGCCCACAUAGAAUGGAAAAAGGCAGAGGAUGAACGGACUAGAAAAAAAGUAGAGUGGGAAAAAGCUCAAAAAAAAAAUAUUGAAGAACAUUUCCAGACUGCUAGCAACUCAAAUACUUAUAAGGAAGGUACAACAUAUUCGACAUGCAUUUCAGCACCUACAUCUCCAAAUAGUUACACAAGACUCGAGAAAACUAUUAAAACUUCUACCGGCUUGCUGACUUCGAGCUCUCAAUUUCUCUCGAAUAUUUGGCAUGGCCACAGCGACCCCGGUAGCACUACUAAUUUAAUCACACUAAACGACAAACAAGGAAAUAUGAAUCAUGAAAAUAUAAAUCUAAGAAAUGUAACAAGCAAUAUGCAAAAGUCCAAAUCUUUGUCUAACGUUGGGCAAUUUGUAACGAAAAAACUUUUGAGAAGUCGUUCCAAAAGCCAAAAUAAGCCUCAUUUACAACAAGAGCUCUCAACAGCUUAUCAAAAAUGGUUCCCUUCGGAGAACUGUUUGUGGAUCUCAGAAAACAAUGAAAAGUUUCAGAUUGUGGAAACUUUACUUAUGAAUUUAUCGAAAACGGAAACAGACUUCCUGAAGCAUUUUGUCCUGGAAAAAAUAAAGGAACUAAAUAUUGGCAGUAAUCUAGAUUUAGAUUUGGAAAGAAAAUCACACAAGCGACGAAUUAUACCGAAGAAGAAGUCAUUAACAACAAGUUUUUUUGAUAUUGGAAGGAAAUAUGAACACAACGGCCAGGAAGUAUUGUUUGGAACCUCUUUAGAAUGCUGCUUAUCAAGAUCCAGAGAUUCUAAACGGAGCGAUAUCGUUCAGACUCGAACACGAUCAAAGCACUCACUGAUGUCUGUGUUUCAAGGAACUGGUAACGGCACUGGAAGUCAUAUCAAGCUGAAUGAAAGUGUUCGGUCAUGCGAAAGUUUGCCAACCAAGUCUAUGGAGUGUGGAUAUAUCGAGACGUCGGAACGCUUUCGUGAUUCUUUGAAUUAUUUAAAUAAACCAUCCUCCUCCAUGUCUCAUUAUGAUAUGGAACAUAAUGAACUAGAUUUCGAUAAAACUUUACACACUCCAUCUCAUUUAAAUGUACCGAUAUUUAUUAUAAAUUGCAUGGACUAUUUGGAAGAUAACGGUCUGCAAAAAAUUGGAAUUUUCCGUGUCAGUACGUCUCGGAAGCGGGUUAAGCAAUUGCGGGAGGAGUUUGACAAAAACUCUCAUAUGAGAAUUCCCCAUGAAACUUGUCCCCAUGAUGUUGCUACCCUUCUCAAGGAAUUCCUUCGAGAUCUUCCAGAACCUCUGCUUUGCAGUCGACUCUACACAACAUUUUUAGAAACCCAAAGGAUUCGAAAUCGCCGUUUACAAUUGGAGGGUAUUUCACAUUUAAUAAAACUGCUGCCUAUUUCACAUAGAGAUACGCUGUAUGUCUUACUGCGGUUUCUGGCAAAAGUAGCGGCACAUAGCGAUGAUAUAUGCGACAGCGAUGGAAAUAUUGAGAUAAAUGGCAACAAAAUGGAUAGCAGUAAUCUGUCUACAGUUUUCGCUCCAAAUAUUUUGCGUGGUUUAGAUCAAGCAUCAGCUAGAGAUAGAGAGCAGGAUCAUAUGAACGACGCAAUAAAUGUAGUCAGAACUAUGAUUGACCAUUACGAAGAAAUAUUUAAAAUAUCAGCAGACUUUCUUGACGUUAUUUACUCACAUAUGUUAGAUGCAUGUCCAGACAUAUUGUAUGGGUUAAUUUCAACCAAAAUAAAUGGAUCACAAUGGCACUUGAAUCAUUCAGAUGAGUCGUCAAUAGUUCAAAACAGCGACGCGGCAAGCUCUGCAGAUGAGGUUUUCGACUCGAGACAUGCUAAUCGGUAUGGCUCUGUUGGUCAGAAUGAUAACGAAUUUGAUAAACGAAAAUCGGAAAAUCCCGUUGAUGACGAAGGGUUGCGAAGUUAUCCUAAGCUUGCUUGUAACGACGCGCAUAAGGAUGAGCGGAAAGACGAAACUUUAAAAGUAUUCUCUGCAAGUCUUAAAAUAUCGUUACCGGAGCAAUCAUUACAAUACAAGGAGUCCGUUAGAGACAAGGAUAGUGAAACAGCAGGGAACUGGCCUUCUGAGCCCAGAUUGCCAGCAAGCAUAUCAAAUAUUGGUUGCGCAACAUUAAGUGCAAAGGCAGCAGAAUUCGAAAAAAAUGCAACAUGCAACAAUCUUCCAUCUUAUGGAACCCAAGAUAUAGAAUUAAGAAAGAAACCUCUAUACAAACGGCAGCAGUUGAUAUCCAGCUCCAGGAAAAAAAACAAAAUGUAAUGCUCUGGAAAAAAUGACUGCAGCAAUAAUAACCGUCAAGUUUGCUGUUUAUAAGUACAUAUAUUGUAAUAAUCUUAAGUAUAAGAAUGUUUUUUUUUAUUUUAACAAAAUAUACUCUUAAACUCUUUGCAAAAGUCUC
This is a messenger RNA of Drosophila subobscura, 4668 nucleotides long. RefSeq names its product rho GTPase-activating protein 6 (gene RhoGAP102A). Lineage: Eukaryota; Metazoa; Arthropoda; Insecta; Diptera; Drosophilidae. The transcript is spliced from 15 exons. Bases 618 to 4529 code for a protein of 1303 amino acids. The record is from RefSeq and is a predicted model, not a curated record. Gene Ontology annotation, biological process: signal transduction.